Messenger RNA from Gryllus bimaculatus (two-spotted cricket), 2740 nucleotides. The record is from the annotation of a GenBank genome assembly. NCBI's taxonomy places the organism in Eukaryota, Metazoa, Arthropoda, Insecta, Orthoptera, Gryllidae.
AUGAAGUGCCCAACAACACUUAUCAUUGACUUAUCAACAUUACUUGUGUUGCGAGUGGGCCAACAACCACCACCACCACCACCACCACCACCACCACAACAACAACAACAACAACACCAGGGACGAAGUUUAUUUACAAGUUUUCCGCAGCUUUUUUUUGUUACUUCCCCCCCCCCUUCCCCCGCCCCGCGCAUGCCCUCGCGCGCGUCCUUGUCCUUCAUUCCCUCCUCCCGCGCCCUUCCGGCCGCGCCUCCUGAGCCGACGCGGCGUCAGCGCUCCAUCUUCCGCUCGGAGCGCCGCAUCUGGCGGAAGUUUCUGCGCGCCUGCUUCCCGCGCUCGCUCUGCGCGCUGCAACCGCCGCCUCCGCCGCCUCCACCACUGCUGCUGCGCGCGUUCGCCGGCGAAGGCCGCUGCAGCGCGGGCGCAGAGCAGGCGGCGACGACUACGUGCGACCGCGAAGCGCCGCCGCCUCCGCCCGCGAAAUGCCCGUUGGCUCCGCCCGCCAGGCGCACACUAUCGGUCGCGACUCGUGAGAUAACUGCCCCGCCCCGGCGCGUCCCGUCCCGUCCCGCUUCGCCCGGCUGUUGGCGGCGGGCAGUGGUGGAAGAAACUGAUGUGUUCAAGGCAGUAAUGAUUGGAAUGGGAUUGAUGAGCUUGGAAGUUGGUGGUGAUGGCGAUUUUGCAGGACUUACACGGGAUAGAUUCGGUGGCGGCGGCGGCGGCGUCAGUCAAGAGCAUGGGGGCCGUGCAAGGAGCAAGGCAGCAAGCAGCCUCGUGACGCGCGCGCGCGAGCGCUCGCUGGGCGGCGGCGGCGGUGGCGGCGGCGGAGGCCAGCCGCGCGGCGCGCUUGAAAGGUGCGGGCGGCCUCCGUGUCUCGCCAGUUCGCGCUCGGCUCUCGCGCCGCCUGCCACGCCUCCCCGCCGCCGACGCCGACGCCGCCACCGCGCCGCGGUGCACCACCGCCGCCACCCCCCGAGACGACACCGCCGCCGCCGCCGCAGACACGCCGUCGCCCUCAUGCCGCCCGGCAGCGAGACCGCGGUGGAUGAGAGCCCCGCCUGGCUGUCCAAUGACUUCCUGGCGGAGGUGCUGCGCCCCGAGGGCGGGGCCGGCGUGGGCGUGGGGCCGCACGACGUGAGCGUGCUCUCGUGGCACGUGCAGCCGGCCGUGGGCAAGGGCGACAACUUCCUCAGCACGCUGUACCGCGUGCGCGUCGAGUACCGGCAGGCGGCCGACGCGCCCGACUCGGCGCCCCGCGCCGUGCAGCUCAUCAUCAAGGUGCUGCCGCAGGGCGACUACCUGCAGGAGUUCAUCCACGAGGCGCGCUUCUUCGCGCGCGAGAUCAACGCGUACCGCGAGGCGCUGCCGCAGAUGGCGCGCUUCGCCGCGGCGCGCCUGCCCGGCGGCGGCGGCCCGCCCUUCUCGCCGCGCUGCUUCCCCACCGCGCGCCCCGACACGCUCGUGCUCGAGGACCUCGGCACGCACGGCUUCAAGAUGGCCGACCGACGCAACCUGCUCGACCUGCCGCACUGCAGCCUGGUGCUGCGCCGUCUCGCGCGCCUCCACGCCACCUCCUUCGCCUACUCGGCGCACGACCGCGCCUUCCUCGCGCGCUUCGAGGACGACAUCUACAACGACGGCAACCGAGAGAUCAUGCGGCGGUUCCUGGAACCGCAGAUGGAGUGCCUGGUGGAGGUCGCCAACACGUGGCCCAACUUCGAACGCAUCGCCAAGAAGAUCCGCAAGACCAUCCCCAGGGCCGUGGACAAGCUCAUUUCCGUGUGUCGAAAGCAGGACUCCGACUGGAAGGUGCUCAACCACGGCGACUGCUGGAUCAACAACAUCAUGUUCAAGUACUCGGAGAAGACCGGCGAAGUGGCGGACCUGCGGUUCAUCGACUUCCAGAUCACCCGCUUCGCCUCUCCCGCCCUCGACAUCACCUACUUCAUGUACACCAGCCCGCAGAGCGACGUGCGCGCGAGGCAUAUGGACAGGUUGCUCAUGGAGUACUGCGACGAGUUUCGAAAGACUGUGCGCUCGCUGGGGUACACGGGCCGGGUGUUUUCGCUGAAGGAGCUCCGCGACGAGAUGAGGCGGGUGCUGUUUUUCGGCUUCACCACGUCGGUGGGGACGCUCGCCACGGUGCUCGCGGAGCCCGACCAGGUGAUGGAUCUCUCAGAGAUGACUGCCGAGGGCCUCAGCAGCAACGUGGGUGUCAACCCGUUCACCAAACUGCAGUCCACGGCCAAGUUCAGGGACGUGUUCCAGCAACUACUGCCGUAUUUUGACCAGAUGGAGAUAUUCGACUGAUCGUCGGUCGGUUAAAUGUGUCGAAAUAUGUGCUUCCAAAGUAGGACGCUUUUAUGCAUGAAUGGACGAGAAACUUGAUAGUGCCAGAAAAAGACGGAUGAAUGUGUUUGAAAUGAAUGAAAGUACUUUUUUAAGAAAUUUAAGAACUGUACUGUGGUUACCCAGAGCAUUCUCUCUCACAAUGAUCGUAAAUCUCAUGCCAUUUCAUCGCCAUAAAAAUAUAUCAAACAAUGAAACAGAAGUAGGAUGGAAGUAUGAACGUCGUAAACACUUUCACUCCGUAAUUUUGGGUCGUAUAUUGAACUAAAUAUUAUUACAGGUAAUGUGACAAAUGUAACAAUUAAUUUUAUAUCUAGAAAGGGUGAAAUUGGAAGUGCCAUGUUCAUUUUUUACACGAUCGUCAAGCGCUUCUAACAUUUGUGAUUUUUCU